This is a messenger RNA of Vigna unguiculata (cowpea), 880 nucleotides long. Its product is annotated as putative GPI-anchored protein At3g06035. Lineage: Eukaryota; Viridiplantae; Streptophyta; Magnoliopsida; Fabales; Fabaceae. The record is from RefSeq and is a predicted model, not a curated record.
UUUCAUCCUCAUGGGGACUUCUUUAUCUAUAUUUAUAAAUACACGUUUUCACAAUCUAUCGUAAUCACAUGAACACAUUGUUACACACACAUUCUGUUUCCAUUAAUUCAAUCAUGCUCUCUUUCAAUGUUGGUCUUUACCUUCUCAUUGCCUCUCUCGUCGUCUUCCACAUGAUUCCUAGUCCAGUGGCCUGUGAUGACAAGGAGAAGGAUCUGCUUCGUGACAUCAACACUUACAGAAAAGUUUUGAACCUUCCUGUUCUGGAUGAGAAUAAGAAGGCUUCGUGCUUAGCUGAGGAGAUUGCAGACGAUCUAGAACACGCGCACUGUGAAGAUUUUCGUGACUACUACCCUACGCCUGGUAACAACUCCAAAAUCCCCAACUUCCAAAAGAACAUUGACAAAUGCAACAUCAACAUCAACGCCACCGCAGAAGGGGUCAUCAUGCCUCUCUGUGUCCCCAAGUUGAGCCUCGAUGACCUGUUUUCCAACUACACCAAAUCCAAUCGCUUCACCAAAUACCUCAAUAGUUCCAAGUAUAAAUCUGCAGGGGUUGGCUCCGAAGAUGAUUGGAUGGUUUUUAUUGUUAGCACCAACACUUCUUCUGGAGAUUUCUCCUUCUCCUCUGCGUCUUCUCUGCUUCCUCACUUCCUCAUGCUCGCAUUCUUCUUCACCACGCUUCUUCUUUUCUUCAACUGAAUCCAUUCUUUUCUUUUACCCCUUUCUUCAUUUAUUGCUGUAAUUUUGUUUACAUUCGCAAUUUGCAUGUGAGAACAUCACCGUUCACGUACUUGUAAUUGUAAUUGAUCAUGUAUAUUGGUAUCUGACAUGGUGUUCUAGGGUUGAAAUUUGAGUAAAAAUAAGAGUUUAUGUUUAAUUGA